This is a messenger RNA of Periophthalmus magnuspinnatus, 771 nucleotides long. RefSeq names its product isochorismatase domain containing 2 (gene isoc2). The coding region runs from base 121 to 714 and encodes 197 amino acids. Gene Ontology annotation, cellular component: cytoplasm. The record is from RefSeq and is a predicted model, not a curated record. The transcript has 7 exons. Lineage: Eukaryota; Metazoa; Chordata; Actinopteri; Gobiiformes; Gobiidae.
UGUAUGUGCGUAUGAGUCUUGCGUCCUUUUAGCUAUAGUUCAUAUUUUUGAUAAUAUUCAACUUGAAUGAACUGAUCCGGUUAGCACCUGCUUUUUCAUCUCUCCAAACAAGACAGCACCAUGGCUAAAAUUGGGAGACUCUCCACGAAAGAUGCAGUGCUGUUCCUUUGUGACAUGCAGGAGAAGUUCAGACCAAAUAUUUUUCAAUUUACCAACAUAGUCAGUAAUGCAGCCCGAUUGCUCCAGGCCAGUCGGAUUUUGGGGAUCCCUCCUAUUCUGACAGAGCAGUAUCCUAAAGGGCUGGGACCCACUGUACCUGAACUAGGAGCACAGGACUUAACCGCCUAUGCUAAGACAUCUUUCACCAUGAUGAUAGAAGGGGUGGAGAAGCAGCUACAGGAACUGGGGAACCCCAAACAGAUCAUCCUCUGUGGAAUAGAGGCUCACGCUUGUAUUGCGUGCACAGCAUAUGACCUGCUUGAAAAAGGAUUGGAGGUGCACAUUGUAGCAGAUGCAGUUUCAUCCAGAAGUCAAACAGAUAGACUUUUUGCCCUCUCUCGUCUGAAGCAGAGCGGCGCGUUCCUCACCACGACAGAGGCAGUUCUGCUGCAGCUCGUUCAAGAUGCAAAACACCCAAAUUUCAAAGAGAUCCAGAAGCUGAUGGCUCAUCCCUCUCCUGACACAGGCCUCCUCGCUUUCUUCAGUGCUCUUUAAAAAGUUAAUGUUUUUAUUGUAAAAGAAAUGAUUAAGUUCUUUAAUAAAUCAUAGCUG